AUGGUCGCGUAUCUCCCGCGCCUGCGCAAUCCCUCUAUCGGCGUCCUGCAGCACCUCUCCGCAGCAGUCCGCCGGAACCAGCGACGACCACGACCAUGCCUCGAAACGCUGCCGCUGCCGCUUCCGCGCGCGUUUGCCCAGCACGCGCAGCAAGAGACCAGCGUAGGCACCACGACGCCGGUCCCGGAUGAUGCUCCGCCGCCGAACGGGCAUAAAUGUCCGUUUUACUUCGAGGCUGGAUACGCGCUGUAUGCGAAGAGGCCUUCGCGCCCGUUCCCUCCGCCCUUUCUCUCGCUUCCGUCGACGAGCUUUUCCGAGCCGCUUAGUACGCAUCAUAGGAGUAGGGAUCGCAGACCGCAGGUAAACGGGGAGAUGAUAAGGGGCGUCACAAACGGGGACGAUGCUGUACUAGUCAGUGACUAUUUCAUCGGAGCGAACGACGGCGUAGGAGCCUGGGGAACGAGGGAAAGAGGACAUGCAGCCUUAUGGUCCCGCCUAAUCCUGCACUUCUGGGCACUCGAAGUCGAACACGCGGAAUACGACCCUGCCCACGAACCCGAUCCCGUCGCCUACCUCCAAACCGCCUUCGAGCACACCAAGAAAGCCACGUCCGAGCCGCAAGAAUGGCACGGCACUACCACCGCGUGCGCCGCGCUCCUGUCCGCCGACACACACAAUCCUCCCCACCCCCUCCUCUACGUAACACAGCUCGGCGACUCGCAGAUCCUCGUCAUACGGCCCCGCGACAAGGAAGUGAUAUUCAAAACCACCGAGCAGUGGCACUGGUUCGACUGCCCGCGGCAACUCGGGACAAACAGCCCAGACACGCCAAAGCAGAACGCAGUCAUGGACCGCGUAGAGAUUGAAGAGGACGAUGUGGUCAUCGCCAUGACAGAUGGCGUGGUGGAUAAUCUGUGGGAGCAUGAAGUGGUUGAAAACGUAGUGGAUAGCAUGCACAAGUGGCGGGACCAGACGAGCAUGAGCGAUCCGGAUAAACAGCCAGCGGAGCAGACAUAUGCAGAUGGCAUGCGCUUCGUGGCACAGGAGCUGGUUAAUGCGGCGAGGGCCAUUGCAGAGGAUCCGUUUGCCGAGAGUCCCUACAUGGAGAAGGCGAUUGAUGAGGGCUUGUCGAUUGAAGGGGGCAAGCUCGACGACAUUAGCGUAGUGGCUGCUCAGUGUAAAAGGCGAAAAGGCUGA
Molecule: messenger RNA, 1197 nt
Organism: Trematosphaeria pertusa
Lineage: Eukaryota; Fungi; Ascomycota; Dothideomycetes; Pleosporales; Trematosphaeriaceae
Exons: 3
Coding region: 1-1197 (398 amino acids)
Source: RefSeq, a predicted model, not a curated record